Messenger RNA from Synchiropus splendidus (mandarinfish), 2106 nucleotides. It is a transcript of the gene rgs7a, whose product is annotated as regulator of G protein signaling 7a. Bases 225 to 1604 code for a protein of 459 amino acids. The record is from RefSeq and is a predicted model, not a curated record. Lineage: Eukaryota; Metazoa; Chordata; Actinopteri; Syngnathiformes; Callionymidae. The transcript is spliced from 18 exons. Gene Ontology annotation, biological process: G protein-coupled receptor signaling pathway; intracellular signal transduction; regulation of G protein-coupled receptor signaling pathway.
GUUCGGAGGAGAGAGGAGGCUGGAACAGGAGACGGGAGCAGGAGUCCACCACCAAAUGUCUGCCUCUCCACGGUGCCAAUGAGCUGUCCUCACAUUCCUAUGUCUGCCAGUUGACACGAUCCACAGUGACGGGACGGACAGACUUCCACGGCUGCAGGGACACCGGAGUCCGCGUUCGAUCAGGACCACCUGACUUUUGCUGUGGCUGACUUGCUCACUGGAUCAUGGCACAGACCAACAGUGGGGGGCAGGGGACCAACGGGGUGGCAGACGAGUCCCCGAACAUGAUUGUCUACAGAAAGAUGGAGGAAGUAAUAGCCCGCAUGCAGGAUGAGAAAAAUGGAAUCCCAAUCCGAACAGUCAAAAGCUUUCUAACCAAGAUACCCAGUGUUUUUUCAGGUUCGGAUAUCGUGCAGUGGAUGAUCAAGAACCUGGAUAUUGAAGAUCAAGUGGAAGCUCUUCACCUAGGAACACUGAUGGCAGCGCACGGAUACUUCUUUCCCAUCUCAGAUCAUGUCCUCACUCUCAAAGAUGAUGGCACUUUCUAUAGGUUUCAGACGCCAUACUUCUGGCCAUCCAACUGCUGGGAACCAGAAAACACAGACUAUGCUGUUUACCUCUGCAAAAGAACAAUGCAAAACAAAGCACGUCUGGAGCUCGCAGACUAUGAAGCGGAGAGCUUAGCGAGGCUACAGAGAGCGUUCGCCAGGAAGUGGGAGUUCAUUUUUAUGCAAGCAGAAGCACAAGCAAAAGUGGACAAGAAGAGGGACAAGAUCGAGAGGAAAAUUCUCGACAGUCAGGAGAGAGCGUUCUGGGACGUCCACAGACCUGUGCCUGGCUGUGUGAAUACAACAGAAGUCGACAUAAAGAAAUCCUCCCGAAUGAAAAAUCCCCACAAAACCAGAAAGUCGGUGUAUGGGCUGCAAAAUGAUAUCCGUACCCACAGCCCGACCCACACCCCCGCCCCGGAGGCCAAGCAACCAACAGAAGAGGAGCUGCAGGAGCAGAUCACCUUUUGGCAACUGCAGUUAGAUCGGCAUCGACUGAAGAUGUCCAAAGUGGCAGAGAGUUUGCUGGGCUACACAGAGCAGUAUAUCGAGUAUGACCCAUUCCUAACGCCUCCAGACCCAUCCAAUCCAUGGAUCUCAGAUGAUACCACACUCUGGGAGCUGGAAGCGAGUAAGGAGCCGGGUCAGCAGAGGGUAAAGAGAUGGGCUUUUGGAAUCGAUGAGGUCCUGAAAGAUCCUGUGGGCAGAGAGCAGUUCCUCAAGUUCCUGGAGUCUGAGUUCAGCUCGGAGAAUCUCAGGUUCUGGUUAGCAGUCCAGGAGCUGAAGAAGCGACCCAUCAGGGAGGUUCCGACUCGAGUCCAAGAGAUCUGGCAGGAGUUCUUGGCUCCUGGAGCACCCAGUGCCAUCAACGUCGACUCCAAAAGCUACGAUAAAACCACCCAGAAUGUCAAAGAUCCGGGACGCUACGCUUUUGAGGACGCACAGGAACACAUCUACAAGUUGAUGAAGAGCGAUUCUUACAGCCGUUUCAUCCGCUCCAGUGCCUACCAGGAGUUAUUACAGGCCAAGAAGAAGAAGAGCAAGAACCUGUUCUAAUAACUCUCGUCCAGGGGUAUCCACGAGCGUCCAAGUGGCUGACCAGUCAUGUGCCAUCAUGCUAAAUUCAAUGCCAUCUCUCUCUCUCCGGGACCUUGAGAGGAACACCAUCUCAUCUCUCCGUCAUCAUUGUCUGUCUGUCCGCUCGUCUCGGCCGGACGGCGAGCCGGGACCGUCUGUUCGUCUGUUGUCCACCAGAUGUUGCAUGUCCAUGGAGAGGGAGCUCCUCCUCCUCUCCUCUUACAGUAUCUGAUAUAACCCCCGUAUUCUCCGAGAAGUGGGACGGCUGGACUUGUGACGACGCUGGUCAGAGAUGAACUGUCAUCUGAAGUCAAAUCCGGUGGUUUUCCAUCUGAACCCACUGGAUGCCAGACUCUCUUUUCACUUCCAGCAGAAACAAAUGAUGUCAGAGAGAAAAGAAAACAAUGACGACACCUGCGAGCGAAUCUAUCCAAUGCCAUUGCUUUAUGAACUGAGGUCACAGAAUCUUUGUCAUGGGAAG